CUUUACCGCCUUUAUAGAGUUUUGAUCAGCGUAUUGUUAAAUAUCUGUUGGAAGAAGGUAAAUAUAAUCAAAAUUGCCUCUCGCGUGACCCUUACUCUAUACAUGUUUGCAGUCAUCUUGUGUCUCCCAAAAUUUGCAAAGCGUCUCAUGCCGUCGCUGCUAAUUCAGUUCUGCCCUGCUUUUACUUAACUCUGCAGCAGUUGCUAACCUGGAUUCAUUUUUCCAACCGGAAUGUCUCGACUGGAUUCAGCCGACGAUGAUACGGGUCUUCAAACUCCAGUUCCGUUGCGCAGAGAGUCUGGAUAUAGCAGAACGUCGGUAACCCCAUCAUCAGCCGGCAGUUCAGUACCUUUUGGUUCUAUUACCGAUGAAGUUUUGCAAAUAUGGAGUCAACUGCCGGAAACUGUACGGCUAGAUCCAAGUUUAGCUGGUUUUCAAAGAGAAUACGAAAGGAUUACCCAAACACCAGGAAGAAGAUUAAAUACACUUACGCUAAUGCCUGAAAAUUCAAAAGCAAAUCAAUCUCCCGCUUCACAACACUGUACCAGUCCCAGGAUAUGGAUACAGGGUCCGGGCGAUGAAGAUGCAAUGAAUGUCAACGAUCAACCCCACGAAAUAAAGCAGAACUCGAUAUAUCGGUACAUCAAAUUGGUUUUACUGACUGUCUGUUGGAUUAUAUUUUGCGUCAUCCUGAUGUUAAAGAGCGAAAAGGAAGAAAUAAUGCAUCAAAUUUCCGUGCCAUGCAAUGAGACUCGACAUUAUAUGCUCCCGGAACACCCUACUAGUAAUCAGAUAGGUAUAACAAUGGAAGGCGCACUACUUCCAUCUGUAUAUGCUAAUUUAUCGAAUUAUCACUUAAUAGUAUGGUUGCAAGUAUUGGUCGAUGUUGAUCAACGACAUAAUAAUACUCAAAUUAAUGAAGAGUACAUUAAGAACGUAAGCGAACCGCUGGUGCUGUCAAUAGUGUCUGAACAUUUAAUAGGCAUCGUUCCGGAUCAGAGAGUACAUAAAAAGUUUAAAUUGGAAGGUAUUGAAAUCAGUAAUCUUCCCAGAAGUUUUAUCAGAAUAGCACUAACAACGAAUUUGAACUCAAGUUUACCAGUUACAAUUGCAUAUGAUUUGUCUCCGAUAAAUGUUGAAGAUGGAAUUGUGUAUGCAGCCAUUGUCCUUUUCGGUCUUUAUAUUUUAAUCGUUUUUGAGGUGGUUCAUAGAGCAGUUGCAGCUAUGUUGGCAUCAACAAUGUCUAUUGCAAUACUCGCAGCAAUGAAUGAGCGACCGACAAUGGGGGAAUUAAUUUCAUGGAUCGAUGUUGAUACUUUGCUUCUAUUAUUUUCAAUGAUGAUGCUCGUGGCUAUCAUUGCGGAAACAGGAAUAUUCGAUUAUUUAGCAGUUUAUGCAUACAAGAUAACGGGUGGAAAAGUUUGGCCACUUUUUAAUACUCUUUGCUUUUUUUCUGCACUAAUUUCCUCCUUUUUGGAUAAUGUCACGACUGUAAUGCUGAUGACACCGGUCACCAUUAGACUUUGUGAAGUUAUGGAACUCAAUCCUGUGCCUAUUCUCACAGCCAUGGUUGUUUAUUCGAAUAUUGGAGGUGCACUCACUCCAGUUGGAGACCCGCCAAAUGUCAUAAUUGCAUCUAAUCGUGAUGUCAUUGAGUCUGGGGUGGAUUUUAGCACUUUUAUCAUGCAUAUGAGCGUCGGUGUAAUAAUGGUAAUCAUUGUGGUUUCCGGCCAAUUUCGAUUUAUAUACAGAAACAUAUCGGUGUUGAGGUUUGACGAACCUCAAGAUGUACAGGAACUGAGGCACGAAAUAGCAAUUUGGCAAAGAGCAGCAGCAAGUCUUUCUAGUUAUAGCAAGGAUGAAGGUCUGGUACGAGAAACUUUAAGGAAUAAAGUUCAACGCCUGCUCUCGAAAUUAAAGAAGAAAUUAAUGACUGGAAGCGUGCCUUUAGAUAAUUAUAAAGCCAAUCUCGAGGAAUUGCAAGAAAAGUAUCCUAUCAGAGAUAAAUGGCUGCUGGCAAAGUCAGGCUUCACCUUGGUUUUUGUGAUAAUUUUAUUUUUCCUGCACAGUGUGCCUAACUUAAAUUUAUCUCUUGGCUGGACCGCACUCUUAGGAGUUCUUUUAUUGUUAGUAUUGGCUGAUAACGAGGAUUUCGAUGGUUUAAUGGCACGGGUCGAGUGGAGUACUUUGUUAUUCUUUGCUGCAUUAUUUAUUCUAAUGGAGGCUCUUUCACGGUUGGGUCUCAUUGAUUGGAUUGGCAAACAAACGGAAAUGGUCAUCUUAUCUGUUAACGAGGAAUCCAGACUAGCCGUCGCCAUACUGUUGCUUUUAUGGGUUUCUGCAUUCGCUAGUUCAUUAGUUGAUAAUAUACCAAUCACUACUAUGAUGGUGAGAAUUGCAACGAGUCUUGCCAAGAAUAGUGAACUUAGGUUACCGUUACAACCAUUAGUCUGGGCCUUGACAUUUGGUGCUUGUAUGGGAGGCAAUGGCACUUUAAUUGGAGCUAGCGCAAAUGUAGUAUGUGCUGGUGUCGCUGAACAACACGGAUAUCGUUUUACAUUCAUGCAAUUUUUUAAAGUGGGAUUCCCCAUAAUGAUCACUAGUACUACGACCGUGAUGAUAUAUCUGAUGAUCGCUCAUGUGGCUUUCAACUGGCACACGACUGCUUGAUACAAGCAAUCUGUUUGAACAUAUUACAUACGAAUAUAUAUGUAUGGCGUACAAAGAUACUUAUUUUGUUUUAAUCGUAUACUGUUCCUUGCAAAGGACAAUAUUAAUGUUUUGUGUAUUUUCAAUGUAUUAUUUUCUUUUAAUAAUCAAACCUAUCCCGUUGAAGUAUA
Cephus cinctus (wheat stem sawfly) is the source of this 2840-nucleotide messenger RNA. Its product is annotated as P protein. Bases 232 to 2670 code for a protein of 812 amino acids. Gene Ontology annotation, cellular component: membrane. The record is from RefSeq and is a predicted model, not a curated record. NCBI's taxonomy places the organism in Eukaryota, Metazoa, Arthropoda, Insecta, Hymenoptera, Cephidae. Gene Ontology annotation, biological process: transmembrane transport. The transcript is spliced from 18 exons.